Suncus etruscus (white-toothed pygmy shrew) is the source of this 4937-nucleotide messenger RNA. It is a transcript of the gene MAGI3, whose product is annotated as membrane associated guanylate kinase, WW and PDZ domain containing 3. Gene Ontology annotation, cellular component: cytoplasm. The record is from RefSeq and is a predicted model, not a curated record. The transcript is spliced from 21 exons. NCBI's taxonomy places the organism in Eukaryota, Metazoa, Chordata, Mammalia, Eulipotyphla, Soricidae. Gene Ontology annotation, molecular function: protein binding. The coding region runs from base 2 to 4471 and encodes 1489 amino acids. Gene Ontology annotation, biological process: signal transduction.
GAUGUCGAAGACGCUGAAGAAGAAGAAGCACUGGCUGAGCAAGGUGCAGGAGUGCGCCGUGUCCUGGAGCGGGGCCCCCGGCGGCGACCUGGGCGCCGAGCUGCUUCGGGGCGGCGCGGAGCACGGCGAGUUCCCGUCCCUGGGGCGGCUCCGCGAGGAAGGCGGCGGCGGCGGUGGGGGUGCAGCCCCGCCGGGCACCUGCUGCGUGGUGGUGGUGGCGGGCAAGGCGCCCAGCCCCGGGGACGUGCUGCUCGAGGUGAACGGGACGCCCGUGAGCGGACUCACCCACCGGGACACUCUGGCUGUCAUCCGCCACUUCCGCGAGCCCAUCCGUCUCAAGACGGUGAAGCCAGGUAAAGUCAUCAAUAAAGAUUUACGGCAUUACUUGAGCCUUCAGUUUCAGAAAGGAUCAAUUGACCACAAACUGCAGCAGGUGAUCAGAGAUAAUCUCUACUUGAGAACCAUUCCCUGCACUACAAGGGCCCCCAGGGAUGGGGAAGUACCAGGGGUGGACUAUAAUUUCAUUUCUGUUGAACAAUUCAAAGCACUGGAAGAGAGUGGAGCAUUAUUAGAAAGUGGAACGUAUGAUGGAAACUUUUAUGGAACUCCCAAACCUCCAGCAGAACCCAGUCCUUUCCAGCCUGACCCUGUUGACCAAGUCCUCUUUGAUAAUGAAUUUGACACUGAAUCCCAAAGAAAACGAACUACAUCUGUUAGUAAGAUGGAAAGAAUGGACAGCUCUCUGCCUGAAGAAGAAGAAGAUGAGGAAAAGGAAGCUGUUAAUGGCAGUGGACAUGCAGAAGCCAGAGAAAGGCUUUCUGAGUCAUCUGACUGGAUGAAGACGAUCCCGAGUUACAACCAAACCAACAGUUCUAUGGAUUUUAGAAAUUAUAUGAUGAGAGAUGAGAAUCUGGAACCGCUACCACCAAACUGGGAAAUGGCCUAUACCGAUACAGGGAUGAUCUACUUCAUUGACCACAAUACCAAGACAACCACCUGGUUGGAUCCUCGUCUUUGUAAGAAAGCCAAAGCCCCUGAAGACUGUGAAGAUGGAGAACUUCCUUAUGGCUGGGAGAAAAUAGAGGAUCCUCAGUAUGGAACAUACUAUGUUGAUCAUCUUAACCAGAAAACUCAAUUUGAAAAUCCUGUGGAGGAAGCCAAAAGGAAAAAGCAAUUAGGACAGACUGAUGCCAUUUCUUCAAAACCAGAUACAGAAAAGUCACACUUCACUCGAGAUCCCUCUCAGCUGAAAGGCGUGCUUAUUCGCGCAUCUUUAAAAAAAAGCACAAUGGGAUUUGGCUUCACCAUCAUCGGUGGGGAUCGGCCUGAUGAGUUCCUGCAGGUGAAGAAUGUGCUGAAGGAUGGGCCUGCUGCUCAGGAUGGGAAGAUCGCUCCAGGUGAUGUUAUUGUAGAUAUCAAUGGCAGCUGUGUCCUGGGUCACACGCAUGCAGAUGUUGUCCAGAUGUUUCAGUUGGUACCUGUCAAUCAGUAUGUAAACCUCACUUUAUGCCGUGGGUAUCCACUUCCGGAUGACAAUGAAGAUUCUGUGGUGGACAUUAUUACUGCUACUCCUGUCAUCAAUGGGCAGCUAUUAACCAAGGGAGAGACUUGUGUGAACACUCAGGAUUUUAAGUCAGGAACAGUGGCUCUGGACCAGAAUGGAAAAUCAGUACACACCUUGACCAUUGAUCGUCACAAUGGACCAUCAGAUCCCAGUGAGCAAAGAGCAUCUCUGGCCUCCUCAGGGAGCUCCCAGCCCGAGCUUGUGACUAUCCCUCUAGUGAAGGGCCCGAAAGGCUUUGGGUUUGCAAUUGCUGACAGCCCCACAGGACAAAAAGUGAAAAUGAUCUUGGAUAGUCAGUGGUGCCAAGGCCUACAGAAAGGAGACAUAAUUAAAGAAAUUUACCAUCAAAAUGUGCAGAAUUUAACGCACCUCCAAGUGGUAGAGGUGCUGAAGCAGUUUCCUGUUGGUGCAGAUGUGCCAUUGCUAAUCUUGAGAGGAGGUCCUCCUUCCCCAACGAAAACUGCCAAAAUGAAAACUGAUAAGAAAGAAAAUUCAGGAAGUUUAGAGGCCAUAAAUGAGACUCUUCCUCAGCCUAUGCCUUUCCCACCCAGCAUAAUCAGGUCAGGAUCCCCCAAAUUGGAUCCUUCUGAGGUCUACCUGAAGUCCAAGACUUUAUAUGAAGAUAAACCACCAAACACCAAAGAUUUGGAUGUUUUUCUUCGGAAGCAGGAAUCAGGAUUUGGCUUCAGGGUGCUUGGAGGAGAUGGCCCUGAUCAGUCUAUAUACAUUGGAGCCAUCAUUCCUCUGGGUGCCGCUGAGAAAGAUGGCCGGCUCCGAGCAGCAGAUGAACUGAUGUGCAUCGAUGGGAUUCCCGUCAAAGGGAAAUCACACAAGCAAGUCUUAGACCUUAUGACAACCGCUGCGCGGAAUGGCCAUGUAUUACUGACUGUCAGAAGAAAGAUCUUCUCUGGGGAGAAAGCAGCUGAGGAUGAGAGUUCUCAAGCUGUUGUGUCAGCACAGAAUGGAUCUCCCCGCCUGAACAGGGCAGAGAAUACUACUCGACCUGCUCCCCAGGAGGCCUAUGAUGUACACUUGCAAAGAAAAGAAAAUGAAGGCUUUGGCUUUGUCAUCCUCACCUCCAAAAACAAGCCACCUCCUGGAGUUAUUCCUCAUAAAAUUGGACGAGUCAUAGAAGGAAGUCCCGCAGAUCGCUGUGGAAAGUUGAAAGUUGGAGACCACAUUUCGGCAGUGAAUGGGAAGUCCAUUGUUGAACUGUCCCACGAUAACAUAGUCCAACUGAUCAAAGAUGCCGGCAUCAGUGUCACAUUGACAGUCAUUCCUGAGGAUGAGCAUCAUGGUCCUUCAUCAGGAACAAAUUCAGCCCGGCAAAGCCCAGCCCUGCCACACAGGCCUACGGGACAGUCACAGGCCAACCACCUUCCUGGGGACAGAAGCACCCUAGAAGGUGAUGGUGGAAAAGGUGACGCUUCAGUGACUUACAGACACUCCUGGUCUGACCACAGGCACCUGGCUCAGCCCGACACAGCAGUGAUUUCGGUAGUGGGCGGCUGGCACACACAGAGCCUCUGUUACCCCGUAGAGCUGGAGCGAGGCCCCCGGGGCUUUGGGUUCAGCCUCCGAGGCGGGAAGGAGUACAACAUGGGGCUGUUCAUCUUGCGGCUGGCAGAGGACGGCCCAGCCAUCAAGGAUGGCAGAAUUCAUGUUGGUGACCAGAUCGUUGAAAUCAAUGGGGAGCCUACACAAGGCAUCACACAUACUCGAGCAAUUGAGCUCAUUCAGGCUGGUGGAAAUAAAGUUCUUCUUCUUUUGAGACCGGGAACUGGCUUGAUACCUGACCAUGGUGACGGGAAUAGUAACCCUUCAUCUCCAGAUGUGAUCUAUGAUGAACAGUCACCAUUUCCCCCACCCUCACAUUCUGCUUCCACAUUUGAGGAGUCUCAUGUACCAGUAACCGAAGACUCUUCACCGAGAGUUCACAUAUGUGAAAAGGCAGAAGAAUUAAAAGACAUUGUGCCUGAAAAGAAAAGCACUUUAAGUGAAAAUCAACCUGAUGCAAAGCAUCAGUCUCAUCUCCAGAAAAAUGUGAAUCAAAGGGACCCACCCCAUGGGCACAGUGACAAAAAACAUCUCUUAAAAGUAGAAAACAAUGUUACACCCAGAGGUCGAUCUGCUAGCCCCCCACAUCGAGCUCGUCACUCUGCGGAGGAACAUUCAGAAAAGAGACCCAAUCCACAUAAAAACGAGCCUAAAAGAAGACCCAGAGAUCAAUCACUCAGUCCCAGGAAAGGGGAGAAUAAAACUAGCGAGGUCAGCACCCAAGUGGGUUCUGGACAAGAUCAGUGCAGGAAAGGCAGAGGACGUUCUUCGAGCCCCAAAAAGCAACCAAAAACUGAAGGAAGCAAAAAUCGGGCAAAUGCUGAAGCCAAGUCAUCAGAGGCUGAGAGGCGAAAAGCAGGGGCCCACAGCAGUGACAAGGCCAAGCCGGUCUUGGAUGGGAAAGAAAAGUCGGGCGUUAUCAGAAAAGAUGGGAAGCAGAGCCAGUCUGGGAAAAACAGGACAAGGUCUCCGGAGAAAAAAACCAAAAAGAUGGACGAAAAGUCUCAUAAGACUACCACUGCCUCAAGCAGUAAAGCAGCCUUAGAAAAUGAGAAAGGAAAGAGAGCAACCUCAGGAGAAACAGGUCCCAGCAAGGAGAAAAUGGGAGACAAUGUCCACGUGUCAGAAAAGAAGCUGAGGAAGGAACCUGCAGAGAGAACGACAUUAACCCAGGUCGAGGCUCACAAAAGCAAAGAACCAGAGGCCUCUGACAAAGGCAGAGAGAGUGAAGGGCUCAAACCAGAAAGUGCUUCGCUGGCUAAGAAAGCCCCAAUUACUCCCGGACCCUGGAAAGUGCCGAGUGCAAAUAAGGCUGCUGGCAGCACCGGGGUGACCGAGAAGCGGCUGUGACCUUUCAUGUAAAAGAGAAGAAAAGGGAAUCUCUCCUUCCUGAAACGCAGCAUCCCACCGCACCCUACCCCCCCACAAUGUCUUUUUAACAGAAAUUCUGAAAUGAAUGUCACUACAUUUUGAGCUUCAAGUUAUCAGACCGCAUGAAGGGCCUUAGGAUUGUCAGACCCAGGGUCUGGUGAUGGCUGCCUCCUCGCUCAGGAAGGAGUUAUAGCUACUUGCUGACACACUGGCCUUUCCUCAAGCUGCCCAGCCCAUCUCAUGAGUGUCCCAACAACUGACAUCUGUGGAGACUAAUAAUGUGCUCACAGCUCAGUUUGUAUAUGUGCCAAGUUAUCUACUGUAAUAUGUCGAUUUUAGCCUUCUCAGAUAUUUCCACAGUGAUGAAAACAUAGGUUUGGCUUGGAAACUAAUAUUCUUCAUAGCAUGUUGCAUGUGUACAAAGAAAGACUGAGCUCAUGCGGGA